Messenger RNA from Zymoseptoria tritici IPO323, 1601 nucleotides. RefSeq lists its product as uncharacterized. The record is from RefSeq and is a predicted model, not a curated record. Gene Ontology annotation, cellular component: SCF ubiquitin ligase complex. The transcript is spliced from 3 exons. Gene Ontology annotation, biological process: SCF-dependent proteasomal ubiquitin-dependent protein catabolic process. Lineage: Eukaryota; Fungi; Ascomycota; Dothideomycetes; Mycosphaerellales; Mycosphaerellaceae. Bases 6 to 1601 code for a protein of 531 amino acids. Gene Ontology annotation, molecular function: protein binding.
GAAUCAUGGAGAGCCGGGAAGAAGAGCGAAAGUCGAGUGAUGCCGCGCCCGAGACCGAAGUCGAACUCGAGGCAUUCCGCCAGCAGUGGCGGCAGGAGGUGCUGGCCAGGAACAAGAAAUCCGGAGAAUCAUCAACAAAGACACAGGACGACGCCAGAAACACUAAGUCUCGAUCAGAGGCCGCACGAUCAGUGACAGUCGGCGCCUCAACCGCACGACGGAGAGAAGACUACUCCGAAGCAAUCGAGCCGCGAACAUAUCACGAUCUGCCGGACAAGGAGGAGCAGCUGAAGCUCGGAGUUGACGGCCAGGAUCAUGACAGAAACGUUCAUAAGGAACCCAGCAAUGCUCUGGAGCACUACGAGCGAGCAGUGGAGAAGGAAACGCAGGGCAAUCUCGGCGAGAGUAUGAGACAUUACAGGAAAGCAUUCAAACUCGAUGAUGGUGUGCACGAAGCCUACAAGAAGAAACACUUCCCGCCCUCUUCAUUUGUCAAGACAAAACCGAUCAACAUCAACCCAUCGAAUGUUGCCUCCACUGUGCCUGGUACCGCCCACCACUCACUACAUGGUAGUGCUAGCACGGAUGCCUUGCCUGCAACCUUGAAGCAAUUAGUCGAAGAAUUCUCCACCAUGCGUAUCGAGCCUCCAGAACCACCCACAAGUGCAUCCCCAGCACAGCGAUGUCUGAUCGCCGAGCUGCCCGAAGAAAUCCUCGCUCACAUCUUGUCUGCCGUCGCAACCACCGACGUCGCAUCAUUCGUCCUCCUAGCUCAAGUCUGCAAACGCCUUGCUUAUCUCGUCCUCGCCGAAGAACCAAUCUGGAAAGAAGUCGUCGAAGGCAGAGCGUUCGGCUUUGCCGCGAUGCACUACGACUUCGUCUGCGAGGUGUCCGGACAGCCAAUUGAGCCUCAACACUACUUCCUUCCCGCAUCUCAAGAUGAGGAACACGAUGUAGACAUCUCCAUCCCGACUCCCGAAGAACGUCAGCUCGCCUUCCAUUCCCUGACCUCCUCCCUCCUACAAACGACCUACGCCGCCUCCUACCUCCGCAUGUUCCGCUCCCGGCCACGAGUUCGUUUCAAUGGCUGCUACAUCAGCACAGUGAACUACACCCGAGCCGGAGCAAAUUCGUCCAACACUCUUACCUGGGGCGCACCGGUACAUGUGGUAACCUACUUCCGGUACCUCCGAUUUUUCCGAGACGGCGCCGCAAUCUCCCUGCUCACCACCGCUGAACCAGCCGAUGUCGUACAUCACCUCACCAAGUCCAACCUGGGAGCCCAUACUCAUACCUCUGCACUACCCAGCAGCGUGAUGAAAGAUGCGCUCCGUGGCCGCUGGCGACUUUCUGGUCCCUUGUCCUCGCAAAGCAUGGAAGGCGACGUGUUCGUGGAGACCGAAGGUGUGGUGUCGAAGUACACCUAUGUUUUGCAUUUGGCAUUGGCGCAUGCGGGUAAAGGGGCGAGGAACAACAAGUUGGCUUGGAAGGGGUUUUGGAGUUGGGACAAAGAAAGGGAGGACUUUGGACGAUUUGAGUUGAGAAAUGAUAAGGCGUUUUAUUGGAGUCGGGUGAAGAGUUAUGGGCUGGGAUGGGAGUAG